CAUGGAGGACGAAAGACAAGCGCAAAACAGGUCGUGGGACACGGCGCGAGAAGUCCCCGUGAUUGAUGAUGAACGCACACCUUGGAAACUCAUCAAACUACUUAAGAUCAUUUCUCUCAUUGUAGUCUUUGUGCUUGUGUUUGGAACUGCACUAUGUAGCAAGACUGCUUUCCUCCUCCUCAUUACCUUUGCCAAUGAAGGCACAAAGAUCCUGCAUGUGGACUACAAACCCGUCGCUCUGCUGUGUAUUGGCUGCUCUCUCAUCACCCCCUGUGUCCUUCUACUUCUCAAAAGCUUGUGGAAAGCAUGUUACAAAACGUCAAAGCUCCCAAACAAAGAAACAAUCGCACUGGUUGUGUUCUUUGAGUUUCUGGUGUCUGGAAGUGCAGCCAUUCUUACCAUCGUGGCGAUGCCACACUUGGACAUUGUGACCAAUGUUACGAUUCUGAAUGGUGUAGCCUUCUUCACAACACUCCUACAGAUCAUUUCUCAGUGCACCGCCAAGCAAAAUAACCGCUUCCUGCUGCCCUCCAUCACCGCCUUCCUCCUCAUUGUGCUCGGUUAUAUCUUGUUCGGCCUCUUGUACAUCAUGAAGGAUCCCACUGAUAUCAAGAUGAUCAUCUGGGUGGGUCUGGCCAUAGGCGCAUCAGUGUUUGUGUCUUUCAACUGGUGGGAGGCCUACUUCAAAUUGAUCAGUGAGAACAGCACCUCCAUCCGCCUCAAGAGACUGUGUAAAGAUAUGAGAAGAUGCCAGAACAUCCUGCAGAUCCUCACCUGCCUGCUCAGGAUUCUGGUGACCGCCGGUGUGCUCGGAGCCUAUGUACCUCUGUCUAAAAUGGACUGGGACAUCGUGAGAUCCAUCCCAAGCCGGGAGACAAGGAUCAUUGCCAUCACCAUCGGGGUCCAGCUGGUCGCCUCAGUGCUUUGCCACUGGUUCACUGUUGCAGCGUGUAAGAUGCACGCCAUGCGACGGUGCUUCAUCCUGCCUGUGUACCUGGCAUCUCUUGGUGUCAUGGCUCUGUUCGUCAUCCCUGUCAUUGUUUACUAUCAAGACUACAGAAUAAGUCUGAACGGGACUGCAAUCACCAACUUCACAAACUACUGCAAUGUGAUAGUGGAUGGACGGAACCAAAGCCUGAAUGGGACUGUGUUCCCAGAGCUGGUUUUGGAUGUUACACACACUCUGUGCUUCCUGGACAUGUCCAAAAUGUGGGACAUCGGAAUUCUGACAGGUUCAGCAGUGUCCUGGUGGCUGGGGCUGGUGUUAGCCACUCUCCAUCUGUGGUACCUCAAUGUAUUUCGUAUCCAAAGGUCCCAAGACCUGUUUGUCAGGAGGCUGUACGACGGAGCAUUUAUUGAGCAGUCCCUGCUGCUCAACACCCGCUUCGACAUCCAAACCAAAACCAGGAUUAAGAAUUAUAGGGACUAUGAAACCGUGAUGUUGUAUCUGUGUGCGACCAUGUGGCACGAGACCUACGAUGAGAUGAUAAACAUCAUCAUUUCGAUAUUUAGAAUGGACAAGUACAGGCCAAAGAAUGAGCUAAAGGCCAAAGAUUUCAUUUUUGAAGCCCACAUAUACUUUGAUGAUGCCUUCCAAGACGUUGAGGGGACUCAGGAGCAUCACCUCAAUGAAUACGCAAAGAACCUUGUGACAGUCUUGAAAGAGGUUUAUGGAAUCUUCUCCAAUGAUGAGAAAUUCUUCAAGAAGCAGUAUUACAUUCCUGAUCAGAAGAUUAUAAGAACCCCAUAUGGAGGUCGUAUUGUAAUCACCAUGCCUCAUGGCAACAAUAUCUUUGUUCACUUCAAGGACAAAGACCGCAUCCGCCACAAGAAGAGAUGGUCUCAGAUCAUGUACCUUUAUUAUCUUCUGGGCUGGAAACUCAUGUCUAAGUAUUAUUCACGUUGGCAAAAGGGGAACGAAGACAAGGGGUUGAAAGCAGAGGUGGAGAAAGAGAAGCGCAACACUUAUAUCCUGGCUUUGGAUGGAGACACAGACUUCCAGCCGUCCGCUGUAAUGCUGCUCAUUGAUCGUCUGAGAAUGUACCCAAAGGUCGGGGCAGCAUGUGGAAGGAUUCACCCCACUGGAUCAGGUCCUGCAGUAUGGUUCCAGAAGUUUGAGUAUGCAGUGAGUCACUGGCUUCAGAAGACAUGUGAGCAUGUGAUCGGCUGUGUGCUGUGCAGCCCUGGCUGCUUCAGUCUGUUCCGAGCUGAAGCUCUGAUGGACGACAAUGUCAUGAAGAGAUACUCCACCAAGUCCACAGAGGCGAGCCACUACGUUCAAUACGACCAAGGUGAGGACCGCUGGCUCUGCACUCUGCUACUGAAGCAGGGGUGGAGGGUGGAGUACAACGCAGCCUCCGACGCCUACACCAACGCACCUGAAGACUUCAAAGAACUCUACAACCAACGAAGGCGCUGGGGACCGUCCACACUUGCCAACGUAGUGGAUCUGCUCGGUGCCACCAAACAAGUCACCCAGAAGAACCCGUCCUUCUCUAAACCCUUCAUGUUAUACCAGCUGUUUGCCAUCACCUCGGCCAUUCUGGCGCCAGCCACCAUCUGCCUUUUGAUUGCAGGUAGUCUGGCCCUCAUCUUCGAAAUACACUCUGCUGGUGCUCUGGUCAUAGCUGUGAUACCUCCAGCCAUCUACCUUGGCCUUUGCUUCAAGCUCAAGUCCGAUACUCAGAUCAAGAUAGCAGCUGUUUUAAGCAUCAUUUAUGCAUUCCUCAUGUUGGUGGUGACAAUAUCCAUUGUUGGCGCAAUGAUGAAGGACAGAACCAUCCUGACACCCAGCAGCAUUUUUGUCAUCGGCAUGGCCUGCAUUUACGUCAUCACUGCGAUAAUGCAUCCUCAGGAGUUCCAUCUCGUGUUCUAUGGCUUUCUCUACAUCGUCUGCAUCCCCAGUGCCUACCUCCUGCUCACCAUUUACUCCAUGGUCAACUUGAACAACGUUUCCUGGGGCACCAGGGAGGCGAAAACUUCAGGGGGCGCUGCAGCUCCUGGAGAAACCGUGUCGCUAACAAAAACACAGAAAGCCAAAAAUGCCAUUCAGCGUUUUUUCUCGUGGACUAAAUGCUGUAAAAAAUCCAGCCAGAGGCCCCAAGACCAGCAGCUUGGUGUAGAGAACAACCCAGAGGACACGAUCAAUGAGCCUGUGACUAAUUCUGAUGGGCCGCGUAACACCAUCGUAGAUGAUGUGAGGAUGCCAGAGCUCGAGGAUGGCUCGCGGCCAGCGUCACCUGCUUUUGCUAUACCGCUCCAAUGCUGGGUAAGUCAACUACAGGAGAUGUCCACUGAAAUGCGUCUGCAGGAGGACACACUCGACCAGGAGGAGACCAACUUCUGGGAAGAGCUUCAGGAGAAGUAUUUGAAACCUUUGCCUGUUGACAAAGAGAAACAGAAAAAAAUGGCGAACGACCUGAAGGAUUUGAGAAACAAGAUCAACUUUGCCUUCUUCAUUAUUAACGCCCUGUGGCUGAUGGCGACCUUCACGCUCCAGGUCUUCUUCGAUGGUCCCUAUGCCAUCAAGGUCCCAAAGGUCACACACACCUUGGAAGCAACUGGAGAAAUGGUAACGAUCGACCCCGUCGCCUUCAUGUUUAUCGUGGGAUUUGCAACGUCGGUCACCAUCCAGUUCUUAACCAUGUUCUACCACAGACUCUUCACCUUGAUCCAUUUUGUGGCCUUUUUGGACACAGAGCCCAAAGACGACAAACUGGAAAAGCAUAAAAAGAAAUAUCUGAAAGGAAAAAAGCUUGACUCAGACUCUGUGUCCAACGUCGACUCUGUGUCCAACGUUGACUCCACCUCCAUGGCUGACUCCACCUCCAUCGCUGACUCCAGCAUCACUGGCACGUCACAGGAGGACUCGGACACGGAAGGGAGCGACUUUGAGUCCUUCUCACAUUUUAGCCGUCAAGAUGACGGGACGCUCGUUUAAGCACACACACACGGAUUCACAAAAAACAUUUUAGCACUUUUUAAAUUUCUACUGUACAAAAUGUUUUUAUUUUGUUACUUAUUUAUGUCAAGUGUUUACUUGUUGUUGACGUAUUUUAGAUAAAACUGUGUCGGGAAGAAUGAAGGAAGAAAUGGACUCAGGGAACUAGUGUUGGUAAAUGAAAUGAAAAGCACCAACAAUAAUGGGUCAGUAAAUGUAACACUGUUGAUGAUAAUUAUGAAGGACCGUCUGCUGCUUCCAUAUUUAAUGCACUUAUGAAACAAAUGUAAUGUGAAGUGGAAUGAAUGAAGUUGAUGUCACUGUUUCUGCAGCCUGGCUUAAAAAAAAAGAAAAACUUUACACAUCGUAUGAACCCACUGAAAACACAAACUUUGCAUAUCAACGGACACACAGUAUUUUCUGAAGUGAAAAUAUUUGACGUUCGCAAACUUUACUUAACAUGAACUAUUGAAAUGAAAUUAUUACUUUAAAAGAGGCAGGGGUUAGAGAAGAUGAAAUGACACAUUUUUGUGAGUGUUUGAAGUCCCAAAUAAAUCUGUUAAUCAGCUUUAAUUGUGAUAAUGACCUAGUUAUGAAUUGAUAAAUAUAAAAAUAAACUCAAAAACAAAAGUGUUUCCCGCCUUAAUGGAUUAGAAAGAAAGAAAGAUGGUGGAUUGAAUGGAUGCUGCUGUAAUGAGGUGUAACGGAGCAAAUACACUAUAUAAAUAGCAAAUACAAAUGUAGGAUGUUUAUUUAUGUCACAAAUAUCUCUUGCUCAAAGGUGUUUCAGUGUAAAUAGAACUUUUGUUGAUUUACAAUUGUAUGUUAGUGUUUUUAUGUUUACAUGCCUGUUUCUAAAAAAAACCCUACUUUUUCAAAUAAAUGUUCAAAAAUUAACAUUGU
Molecule: messenger RNA, 4843 nt
Organism: Solea senegalensis (Senegalese sole)
Lineage: Eukaryota; Metazoa; Chordata; Actinopteri; Pleuronectiformes; Soleidae
Product: chitin synthase chs-2-like
Exons: 22
Coding region: 2-3940 (1312 amino acids)
Cellular component (GO): cell septum; cell periphery
Molecular function (GO): chitin synthase activity
Source: RefSeq, a predicted model, not a curated record